Saccharomycopsis crataegensis is the source of this 393-nucleotide messenger RNA. RefSeq names its product histone H2A. NCBI's taxonomy places the organism in Eukaryota, Fungi, Ascomycota, Saccharomycetes, Ascoideales, Saccharomycopsidaceae. The transcript has a single exon. Gene Ontology annotation, biological process: heterochromatin formation. Gene Ontology annotation, molecular function: protein heterodimerization activity; DNA binding; structural constituent of chromatin. The record is from RefSeq and is a predicted model, not a curated record. Bases 1 to 393 code for a protein of 130 amino acids. Gene Ontology annotation, cellular component: chromatin; nucleosome.
AUGUCUGGUGGUAAAGGUGGUAAAGCCGGUUCUUCUAAGGCCUCCCAAACUAGAUCAGCCAAGGCUGGUUUGACUUUCCCAGUCGGUAGAGUCCACAGAUUGUUGAGAAAAGGUAACUACGCUCAAAGAGUUGGUUCAGGUGCUCCAGUUUACUUGACUGCUGUUCUCGAAUAUUUGGCCGCUGAAAUCUUGGAAUUGGCUGGUAACGCUGCUAGAGAUAACAAGAAGACCAGAAUUAUCCCAAGACAUUUACAAUUGGCCAUCAGAAACGAUGAAGAAUUGAACAAGUUGUUGGGUCACGUCACUAUUGCUGAAGGUGGUGUUUUGCCAAACAUUCACGGUUCCUUGUUACCAAAGAAAUCUGGUAAGCCAAAGGCUUCUCAAGAAUUAUAA